Messenger RNA from Effrenium voratum, 3417 nucleotides. Lineage: Eukaryota; Dinophyceae; Suessiales; Symbiodiniaceae. The record is from the annotation of a GenBank genome assembly.
AGCGAGACGUAGCCCGACCAAACCCUCAGCCCACUCCCAGCCUCCUAGCCAAGGCCGGAACUCGGAGCUGCGGCGCAAACCUUUCUCUGGCGCCCGGAUCAACUCGACGCGCCAUGCGGUAGACAGCCAUGACUCCGGUGGCGGAAACGCUGCUGUCACAUCCUGUGCCGAGGGCCUUUGAAGAUGGCAAGCUCCUCCCAGUGCUGCGAUCCCCCACGGAACGGGGCCACAGCCCUGUCAGCGAGAUGCCGCGGAACAGCCCGGCACAUGAGGUGCAGCCCAUGCGGAGCCUGUCAGCACCCUCCAUGGUUUGGCAUGUCCACGAGCCCCAGCCAGAAAAUCCCCGGCGUUUCACCUCUGCCCCGCAGAAGCGGGAAACGAAGAGCACAGCGGACCUGAUCGAAGUGCAGCCGCUGAGCGCCACAGAGUUGAACCACCUCGGCCGCAUUUUGCAGGGCCAGUUCGGGCGAGUGCAGGAUGACACAGAGUGUCCGUCCACGCCGGCCAACGGCGAGCGGAGCGGGAAGCUAAAUGCGGCGACGGCAGACCUGGAGCUGAAUGAGAAGAAGAAGGACUGCAUCCAUCGGUUGGCAGAUAGCCAAAUCUUCGUGGGGUUCUUUAUGAUUCUCACCGUCUUCGCGCUCUUCGCUCCGGAUCUGGACCUUCUUUUUGGCACUGUCGAAUCGCAGUAUACCUUGAGUUUGAUCAUGACAGUGGCCUGCUUCCUCUUCCUCUUUGAGAUCCUGGUGCAGAGCUUUGGCAAAGAUGGGUACAUCUUUCGUGCCUACUUCUGGCUGGACGUGAUUGCGCUGAUCUCGUUGCUCCCAGAUACCUGGCUCUUCAAAGCCGUCUUCGAGAGCAACCAGGCCUUCGUGGCAGGGCGCUCCUCGCGCCUGGCGCGGUUGCUGCGCAUCGCCUCCCGCUCCUCCAAGGCCACCCGUCUGAAUCGCCUCACCCGCAUCGUGCGGGUUGCGGCCCUCAUGCCACGGUUGGGGAAAGUAUGUGCCAAGCGCGUGAAGGUGAACGACACCAACCGCGUGCUGGACAAGAAGUUGCGUCGCGUGUUCAACUUCAUUGACACCGACAUGGACGGCCUGGUGCCGAGAAUGGCGCUCAUCAGUGUGCUGGCGAAGCUGAAGGCCGGGGAGGCCUCGGACGACAGCACCGUGGUGAACAUCAUGAAGUCCAAGGUGGUGAGCACUUUGGGUGCCAUGCGCCGACUGACCAAGGCCCAGCGAUCAGAGCCGCACUCGGAGGGUACGAGGUCCAAGUGCUCCCUUGCGGACUUUGCUCCGGAGUCGCCCACGGUGUCCCAAGCAUCGUUUGCAGGUGCCCACGACUCGCCCAGAGACCGGGAGAGCCGUCCGGAGAGCGCGCAUACAAGUCCGCGGCGGAAGUCGCCCAUGAGCCGAAGUCACACCACCGCGCUGCAAGCGAAGAUGAAGGCAGUGGCAUUGGCAACUUCCACGGCUUCCCAGUUGACGCGGCAGACACCGGAGGAGGACGAGUCAGACGAGGUCAUCGAUUUCCAGGAGUUCCGUCGGCUGAUGCUGGAGGACGAGUGGGUGGCCAGCAAGCUGCGGCUGGCCUGCGAGGAGCAGCUGAAGGAGGCCAGCAACAUGAAGAACCUCACGUCAAAGCACGCGGAACAAGUGGCUGUGAAGGUCGCGCUGGGUGUUCUGCUGCUGCUCUUUGUGCUGAACCUCAUCGAGCCCUCCUUGAAGAACAGUUCCCCGCUGCGGGGCCUGCGCUUCUGUGAUCAGCUGGUGCGCGCAGAGUACCCGAACGUCACCGACACUGCACCAGUACCUUCGCUGGUCAAAGAGCAGGUUGAGGUGUGGCUGGAGGCCGUUCAGAAGAGCAUAGGCACAAGUUCUUUGCUCUACCUGGACUUGGACAAGAAGGUCUACUGCAGCGAAAUACCAGAACACGGAGGCGACCCCUGCACAAACAGCUCCUACUUCUCCGGUACGCGUCGGGAGCUCUAUGCGCUGGACGAUGAUUUGAUCACCACCGGCUACAGGCAAGCAGACAUGCUGCUGCUCCGAGUGCCGGACUUCUCCAGCGCGGACGUCUCGCCCGAGGAGUUGGAGAACAAAACCACGGCAGUGGCCGUGCUCUUCGACCGGGCCCACACCUCACUGGAGGCCUGGAUGUCUUUGCUCACCACGGUUUGCGUGAUUCUCAUCAUCCUCUCCGGCAUCGUCAUGCUGACUCGUGACCUCACCUUUCUCUCUCACCACCUCUUGAGGCCUUUGCGGGACUUGUCGGACGAGAUGGAGAGCAUUGCUCAGCUUCAGCUGGCCGGUGUCAGCACGGAUGGGGAGGAGGCGGUCGGACAGGAGGAGACCAGCGAGGUGCUCCUGAUCCGCAGGACCUUCGGCAACAUGAAGAAGGCUGUCCGGUCCUGGGGCAAGUACGUGCCGUGGCCGGUAGUGCAGCUGUUGCUGCGUGCGGGGGACGAGGCCAAGCUGGAGGUCAAAGACAGGGAGGUGACGAUGUUCUUCUCGGACAUCGCGAACUUCACGACGAUAGUGGAGAGCAUAGCGCCAGAGAGCUGCUUGCUCCUCCUCAGUCGCUACUUCAAUGACAUGUCCAAGGUCAUCGACGACCAUGGGGGCGUGGUGCUAGAGUUCAUUGGGGAUGCGAUCCAGUGCAUCUACGGAGCUCCGCUGCACAAUGAGCAUCACCCAACUUCGGCCGUGGAGGCGGCACUGAAGAUGCUGGGGGCCCUGCGCCGCAUCAAAGAGUGGUGCCAGGACAAGGGUCUACCUGAGGUGAGCAUCAGGUGUGGCAUCCACACUGGCCGGGUGCUGGUCGGCAACAUGGGCUUUCACUCGCGCAUGAAGUACGGCAUCGUAGGCGAAGAGUCCACCAUCGCUGCCAAGCUGGAGGAAGCGAACAAGACGUACAAGACCCGCAUCCUCAUCUCCGAACGGACCUAUGAGAAAAUGGCGCCAAACGACUUGUUCAUUCGCCCUGUGGACUACGUGCAUCUUAGACAGGCGCAGGGCAACCACAGCGAGCUCAUCUACGAGGUGAUGCCCAUGAGAACGAAGAGGCCAUCCCUGGUGAACCGCAUCAUCUCCUUGCACGCCGAGGCGAUGUUUGACUACAGGAGACACGAGUUCUCCAGCGCAGCACGCAAGUUCGAGCAGGUGAACGCGAUCCUGGCGGACGUGAACGAUGGCGAAGACGUUCCCUCAUCCUUGAUGGUGAAGCGCUGCGGGACAUUGGGGGAGGUGCCCCCACCCAGCGACUGGGACGGUACCUGGGACGCCUACGUGGACUCCUUGGGAGUGAAUGGUUGAGGCCGCCGAGGUCGCACACGCUGGCGACUCUUUUGAGAGGUAGGUGAUUUUCGCAUAGGAUUUGGUGGCAGCUCGGGGCUUCUUGGCCAAGCCUGCGAAUCGAGGC